AGUUCCAGGCUUGUUGUCCCUCGGCAGAGUUUGUUCAUAAACAAUCACAUGGUUCAGUCAUCAUAAUAUACAACUCAUAAUAACUGGCCCAUUUUGAUAUACUACUCCCAUCUACCAAAGAAGCUAAAAGCUAACGACGAUUCAAAAGCAGCAAACUUCUCUUUCUUCUUUUUUUUUUCGGACAACCACGAAUUCCCACAUGAAGCUACUAAAACCCACCCUGCUUGGUCAUGCAUGCCAUUUCCAUGGAAGAGAGACCCACAACACAAUUACCUGGGGUCCACCAUAACUUUCUCCACGGCCAUAGGACCUUCCAUUAUCUAUACGUAUGGCUUAAGCAAUACAGGUAAAAGUUUUAUCAAUCCCGGGAGCCAAGUCAGCAUCCUAUGUCAAAGGAGCAAAAGGUUGACACGGUGUGGGGGCGGGAGGUCACUCUUAUUUCUCUCUGUUUUCCGAGAAACUCAUGAUCAGAUAGCACUCAAGUUAUGGGAACUUCUGUAAACAUCAUAGUUGGAUCACAUGUCUGGGCCGAGAAUCCUGAGCUUGCGUGGGUUGAUGGUGAAGUCAAAGAAAUCAGUGGCACAGCGGCCACCCUGGUUACCACUGACGGCAAAACUAUAGUUGCCGAUGUUUCCAGCAUAUACCCAAAAGACACAGAGGCACCAGCAGCAGGGGUUGAUGAUAUGACCAAGUUAGCGUACCUUCAUGAGCCUGGAGUCCUACAUAAUCUUGCUUGCCGGUUUGCGCUCAAUGAGAUAUAUACAUACACUGGGAAUAUUCUAAUAGCGGUGAACCCUUUCCGAAGACUACCACACUUGUAUGACAUCCACAUGAUGGAACAGUAUAAAGGAGCAGCUUUUGGGGAGCUAAGUCCACAUCUAUUUGCUAUUGCAGACACUUGUUACAGGGCAAUGAUAAAUGAACAGGGGAGCCAGUCCAUUUUGGUAAGUGGAGAAAGUGGUGCUGGUAAAACAGAGACAACUAAAAUGCUCAUGAGAUAUCUUGCGUUCAUGGGGGGCAGAUCAGGUACAGAAGGACGAACAGUAGAACAGCAGGUCCUUGAGUCGAACCCUGUCCUGGAAGCAUUUGGGAAUGCAAAAACUGUGAAAAAUAACAAUUCAAGUCGGUUUGGGAAAUUUGUUGAGAUCCAAUUUGAUAAGCAUGGGAAGAUCUCUGGAGCUGCAGUGCGCACUUAUCUUCUUGAAAGGUCACGGGUUUGCCAAAUUUCUGAUCCGGAGAGAAAUUACCACUGCUUCUACAUGCUUUGCGCAGCACCACCAGAGGAUGUCAAGAAAUUCAAAUUAGGGGACCCAAGAACAUUUCAUUAUCUAAAUCAAUCAAACUGCUAUGAAGUCUCAAAUGUAGAUGAUGCAAGAGAGUAUCUGGAAACCAGAAAUGCUAUGGACAUUGUAGGGAUCGGCCAAGAAGAGCAGGAUGCUAUAUUCAGUGUGGUAGCUGCAAUUCUCCAUCUUGGAAACGUUGAUUUCAUUAAAGAUAAAGAAGCGGAUUCCUCAAAGCUUAAAGAUGAUAAAUCGCACUACCAUCUUCAAACGGCAGCAGAGCUCCUAAUGUGUAAUGAGAAGGCACUGGAGGAUUCACUCUGCAAGCGAGUCAUAGUGACUCCAGAUGGUAACAUUACAAAGCCACUUGAUCCAGAUUUAGCAGCCCUUAGUCGCGAUGCAUUAGCCAAGACGGUGUACUCUAGGCUGUUUGAUUGGAUUGUUGAUAAGAUAAAUAGCUCAAUUGGUCAAGAUCCAAAUGCCACAAGCUUGAUUGGGGUCCUUGAUAUUUAUGGGUUUGAAACUUUUAAGAUUAAUAGCUUUGAGCAGCUAUGCAUCAAUCUAACAAAUGAGAAGUUGCAGCAGCAUUUUAACCAGCAUGUAUUUAAAAUGGAACAAGAAGAGUAUACAAGGGAGGAAAUCAACUGGAGCUAUGUCGAAUUUGUUGAUAAUCAGGACGUUUUAGAUCUUAUUGAGAAGAAACCUGGGGGUAUAAUUGCUCUGCUUGAUGAAGCCUGCAUGUUCCCUAGGUCAACCCAUGAGACAUUUGCACAAAAGAUGUAUCAUACAUAUAAAGGACACAAACGCUUCAGCAAGCCAAAAUUAGCGCGAACAGACUUCACAAUCAACCACUAUGCAGGAGAUGUUAUAUAUCAAGCAGAUCAAUUUCUUGAUAAGAACAAGGAUUAUGUUGUAGCAGAACAUCAAGCUCUAUUAGAUGCCUCUAAGUGUCCUUUUAUUGCUAAUUUGUUUCCACCACUCCCUGAGGAGACAUCAAAGCAAUCCAAGUUCUCUUCCAUUGGUACUCGCUUCAAGCAACAAUUACAAGCUUUAAUGGAGACAUUGAACACAACAGAACCUCAUUACAUUAGAUGUGUAAAGCCAAAUACAGUUCUGAAGCCUGGAAUCUUUGAGAACUUCAACGUUUUAAAUCAAUUAAGAUGUGGGGGUGUGCUAGAAGCAAUUAGGAUCAGUUGUGCUGGGUAUCCAACAAAGAGAACAUUUGAUGAGUUCCUUGAUCGUUUUGGAAUGCUAGCACCUGAUGUCCUGGACGGAUCUGAUGAAAAAUCAGCAUGUGUUGCAAUCUGUGACAGAAUGCAUUUAAAAGGCUAUCAGAUUGGGAAAACAAAGGUGUUUCUUAGGGCUGGACAGAUGGCUGAGCUGGAUGCACGAAGAGCUGAAGUUUUGGCCAAUGCUGCAAAACUCAUUCAGAGGCAAAUCCAAACAUAUAUUUCUAGAAAGGAGUUCAUUGCCCUGAGAAGAGCUACAAUUCAUACACAAAAAAUUUGGCGAGGACAACUUGCACGUAACUUGUAUGAACACAUGAGAAGGGAGGCUGCUUCCAUUCGUAUACAGAAGAAUGUUCGAGCUUACAAAGAAAGAAAAUUAUAUAAAAACUUAAAGGUCUCAGCAAUAGUUAUCCAAACUGGUUUAAGAGCAAUAGCAGCCCAGAAUGAAUUCAGAUACAAAAAAAGAACGAAGGCUGCAACCAUAGUCCAGACUCAAUGGCGAAGACACCAAGAUGUGCUGGCCUAUAAACAGCAGAAGAAAGCAACGCUUGUUUUACAGUGUCUCUGGAGAGCAAGAAUAGCUAGAAAAGAACUUAGAAAGCUAAGGAUGGCUAGUGUCUUGUCACAAGUCAUUGAACCACAAAGUCUUGCAACAAGCAAGAAGCUUUUUUGUUAG
This is a messenger RNA of Carica papaya (papaya), 3185 nucleotides long. The record is from RefSeq and is a predicted model, not a curated record. NCBI's taxonomy places the organism in Eukaryota, Viridiplantae, Streptophyta, Magnoliopsida, Brassicales, Caricaceae.